AUGUCAGACAAACUCAAGGAACGCAAAAGAACCCCCGUUUCUCAUAAAGUGAUAGAAAAACGACGAAGAGACCGGAUCAACCGCUGCUUGAACGAGCUGGGCAAGACGGUACCCAUGGCCCUGGCAAAACAGAGCUCGGGGAAGCUGGAGAAGGCGGAGAUCCUGGAGAUGACCGUUCAGUACCUGAGAGCCCUGCACUCUGCUGACUUUCCCCGGGGAAGGGAAAAAGCAGAACUUCUCGCGGAGUUUGCCAACUACUUCCACUACGGCUACCAUGAGUGCAUGAAAAACCUGGUGCAUUACCUCACCACCGUGGAGCGCAUGGAGACCAAGGACACCAAGUACGCGCGCAUCCUCGCCUUCUUGCAGUCCAAGGCCCGCCUGGGCGCUGAGCCCACCUUCCCGUCGCUGGGUUCGCUCCCGGAGCCGGAUUUCUCCUAUCAGCUGCACCCGGCGGGGCCGGACUUCACCGGCCACGGCACCAGCGAGGCCGCUGUGUUCCCGCAGGGCGCUGCCCCGGGACCUUUCCCCUGGCCCCACGGCGCAGCCCGCAGCCCGGCACUGCCCUACCUGCCCAGCGCUCUGGUACCUCUGGCGAGCCCGGCGCAGCAGCACAGCCCCUUCCUGGCCCCGGUGCAGGGCCUGGACCGGCAUUAUCUCAACCUGAUCAGCCACGCCCACCCCAACGCCCUCAACCUGCACACGCCCCAGCACCCGCCGGUGCUCUGACGCGCCCUCGCCAGCCAGAUUUCUCUGCGCUUUGGGCACUGCUUAUAAGAAGUAUGUACAUACUGUACAGGUGUAAAUACUGUCCCAACAGAAAACCGGAAGAAAGGUCGAGAGCCAAUUAGUCUUCCAAAUGAUUUC
This is a messenger RNA of Tupaia belangeri chinensis (Chinese tree shrew), 867 nucleotides long. RefSeq names its product helt bHLH transcription factor (gene HELT). The record is from RefSeq and is a predicted model, not a curated record. Bases 1 to 729 code for a protein of 242 amino acids. The transcript is spliced from 4 exons. Gene Ontology annotation, molecular function: protein dimerization activity; DNA binding. Gene Ontology annotation, biological process: regulation of DNA-templated transcription. NCBI's taxonomy places the organism in Eukaryota, Metazoa, Chordata, Mammalia, Scandentia, Tupaiidae.